AUGGCGUUGAUAAGUGUCGGUAGAUUAUUUUUACCAUUAAUUUUAUUAGAAAUAUGUGUGAAAUGCUACGCAAACGAUAUUUUAGGAUGUGGUGGAUUUGUUAAAAGUCAUGUUUCUUUAGAUUUUUCUAAAAUAGAGAUUGGACUGUACACCAAAGAGGGCAGUUUGAAAGAGAAGACUGAAUGUGCUCCUACCAAUGGAUAUUACUUUUUACCUCUUUAUGAGAAAGGGGAGUAUGUGUUAAAGGUUCACCCUCCAGCUGGAUGGAGUUUUGAGCCGUCUGAAGUGAACUUGUCAGUUGAUGGGACCACAGACCGUUGUUCUGCUGGGCAAGACAUUAACUUUGCUUUCAAUGGUUUUGGUAUAACGGGCCGGGUGAUCACUGCUGGACAGAAGCAGGGUCCUAGUGGCAUAGCUGUGCAGUUGAUAAAUGAUAAAGGUGAUGUGCGGAAUACUGUGACAACAGUCGGUGGUGACUUUUAUUUCACCCCUGUAAUACCAGGAAAAUAUAAUGUAAAGGCUUCCCACCCUAAGUGGAAAUUAGAACCCAGUCAAGCAGUAGUGCAAGUGAAAGAAGGUAACACUGCAUUACCUGUUGGUGUGCUUGCAGUCAAGGGUUAUGACGUGUCAGGUUCCGUCACAUCAUUCGGCAGCCCUAUUCGAGGCUUGUAUGUGCUUCUGUACUCCAAGGAGGAAAGCCCUAAGUUCCGAGUGGAAGGCUGCAACACAGCUCUUCUUCAAGGCGUACCUGAUUCUCCGAUCUGCCAUACCAUUACUGAUGCUAAUGGAGAGUUUAGUUUUGGUCUGGUCCCUGCAGGAGAAUAUAAACUCCUUGCAUUACCUACAGCACCUGGUCAGGUGGCCAUCAGCUACAAUGUGAAACCGGAAUCAGUUCCCUUUACUGUCAGACAUGACAGUCUAUUUAUCAAGAAUGCCUUUGAGGUAACAGGUUUCACAAUUGUAGGGAGUGUAGUGAAGUCAGUAGGAGGUCCAGGUCUGUCUGGUGCCCGUGUCUUGUUGGAUGGCAAGGCUAUCGGCAGCACUGAUGGCACUGGCAAGUUUACACUGCCUAACUUGCAGCCAUCUACUUAUACUUUGACAUUUGAACAUGAACAAUGUGAGUUGGACGAGGUACAACUAGUAGUGUCUCCGACGGGCCCGGCGGGCGGGCCGCAGGCGCGCGUGUCUCGAUGGCGCGUGUGUGGCGCGGUGACGCCGGCCAGCGCGCGGCCCGUGUUGCUGGCGCGGCCGGGGGCCGAGCCCCUGCGGAUCCCCUCCGACACACAGUCGGGCUCCUGGUGCACCUUCCUACCUCCAGGUCUCUACAACGCCAGGGUCGACGUUUCUGAUCAGGAGCAGAGGGAUGGACUACAGUAUUACCCACUGAGCCAGAAGGUGUCAGUGGGCAAUGGGCCGGUGUCAGGCGUGACGUUCUCUCAGCUGAAAGGCAAGCUGAGCGGGCGCGUCCAGUGCAAGCAGGCCGCGGCCUGCGCAGACAUACCUGUCACGCUGCGACCUCUGUCCGCUGACGGCGGCUAUGUUGGACAACCCAUGACUACUGUUGCUAAAGAUGGCAAAUACACAUUUGAGGAAGUCCUCCCUGGCAGUGUGGAGAUCUCAGUGGGAAGCGACGUGCUAUGCUGGGCCGAGUCCAGGCACAACGUGGCCGUCACACAGGACCAUACCAACGUGCCCACGUUUGAACAUACUGGAUAUGUAUUGCGGAUACAUUCUACACAUGAAGUUGAGGUAGAAUACAGCGGGCCGACGUCGUCGGGCAUGUUCGUAGUGCCGUCGGGCCCCAGCCAGCAGUGCGUGCCGGCGGCCGAGCAGUACACGCUCACCCCGCGCGGCUGCCACCGCUUCCAGCCCGCGCAGGCGCUGGCUGAUACUUCUACACUACUACCUACCACGGUGUACCUGGUGGCGACGGCGCACGCAGUAGUGAUCCGCGUGGCGUCGCCCGUGGCCGUGGACGACUUGGUGCUGCACGUGGUGACGGACGGCGCGCCGCCCAAGGACGUCGGCCCGCUGCCUGCGCUGGCGCAGCCCGGCGGGGGGUACAUGUAUGAACACACCCUGUAUAUGGCUGACGGCGAGGUGUCGCUGGUGUCGGCGGCGUCUGUGGGCGUGCUGUGCGGCGCGCCGCAGGCCGUGGCGGGGCGCGCGCGCUGCCAGCCGCACGCGCUCACGCUGCAGGCGCGGCCCGCGCUCACCCUGCAGGGCGCCACCGCGCCGCCAGUGCCCGGCGUCACCGUCACACUCGAGUCUGACGACUUAAAACUAACCCAAGUGACUUCAGAAGACGGCAAGUACCACUUCGGUCCAUUGGACGCUGCCAAAAAGUAUAAGAUUACGGCUGAAAAGGAUUCGUAUGUGUUCAGUGAACCUGAUGAGAAUGGUAUCAUUGUCGCUCAGAAGUUGGCUGAAAUAACGGUGGAGUUAUUGGAUGAUGCUGAUGGGACGCCACUGCAGGGUGCGUUAGUAUCGGUUAGUGGAGGCUCGUACCGUCGCAACGUGGGCAGUGGAGCUGACGGCCGGCUGAGGUUCUCGUCGCUGUGGCCGGCGCAGUACUACGUGAAACCAAACAUGAAGGAGUACCGGUUCCAACCGCCACACCAUAUCAUCACGCUCGCACAGGGACAGGCUCAUCACAUCACGCUCAGAGGCGUACGCGUAGCAUGGUCGUGCGUUGGUGCUUUAGUAUCGCUGGGCGGCGCGGGCUGGCCCGGCGCUACCCUGCUGGCUGUACCCAAGGACUCUCCACCACACUGCGCCACUGAGGAAGCCACUACUGAAGCUAGUGGAGCGUUCAGGAUCCGAGGUCUGCUACCAAAUUGCGUUUACAAUAUCCAGCUGAAGGAAUCAACUGCUCCAGAGCUGUUAGGACUUAAAUUGGCUAAGGCUCCUCCAGUACUAGAGGUGAAAGAUAAUAAGGACAUAGAAAACGUGCGCCUAAUAGGUAUCCAGCCUCGACAAGUCACAGACGGCAGCGUGAUGGUAUAUACAAGUAAUCCCGCGCACUACCGCGCCCUGCGACUUUACCUGACUGCGGACAGUUCACAAGCUGCAUUGUACUCUGCUCGCCUCGAACCAGGCCCUGGACCUCAUAACCCAGGCCUUAUGCACGUCUUGCCUCGUUUACCUGCAGAUAACCUCACUUAUGUACUGAGACUACAGUGCUCGCUCUCCAAGGCUACCCAUUCCUAUGAAGAACCUGUAUACUACUUCGUCUCGGAUGGCCAGUACAAACACUUCACUAUCGAGUUUGAGCCUAAGGUGAAGUCUAGCGAGCAAGAAGUCCGACAGACGUCCCUAUUGGUGUUGCCGUUGCUGGUAUUGUUAGGUCUAGCGUGGCGAUACCGCGACCGGCUACUGGAGUCACUGGCAGCCGCAGUGGCGAAGGCAGCCCGCCCAACCCGGGCCCCGCGCCCAGAACGGGGCCCCGACACACUGGACCGCGCCAGCAUCGACCAGAUCGUGUCAGCGCUGAACCCACCACCAAAAAAACCCAAGAAAAAACAACUUUAG
Molecule: messenger RNA, 3531 nt
Organism: Spodoptera littoralis (African cotton leafworm)
Lineage: Eukaryota; Metazoa; Arthropoda; Insecta; Lepidoptera; Noctuidae
Source: the annotation of a GenBank genome assembly